This is a messenger RNA of Candoia aspera, 1224 nucleotides long. RefSeq names its product surfeit locus protein 1. NCBI's taxonomy places the organism in Eukaryota, Metazoa, Chordata, Lepidosauria, Squamata, Candoiidae. Bases 5 to 949 code for a protein of 314 amino acids. Gene Ontology annotation, biological process: mitochondrial respiratory chain complex IV assembly. The record is from RefSeq and is a predicted model, not a curated record. The transcript is spliced from 9 exons. Gene Ontology annotation, cellular component: membrane; mitochondrion.
CAAGAUGGCGGCCCUGUGGCGGCGGUUACUAAGCGACGCGGGAUUCAGGGGCGCUCUGGGGAGACUCCGGGCGACCAGGCAGUUUUCCUGCCUGGGCGGAGGGAGGCUCUUGGCCCGCUGCUGUUUGAAAGCUCCUCCCGGCCUCUUGCAGCGACCCCGAGAGAUUUGCUGGAGGCCUUGCCCAUCCAGAAGCUCCUCAGCUGCUGCUGCCAAAUCCACAGAAGACAACAUAUUAAAAUGGGGACUUCUCCUCAUCCCUACAGGUGCAUUUUGCCUUGGCAGUUGGCAGGUUCAGCGGCGGGAGUGGAAGCUGAAACUGAUUGCUGAUAUGGAAAGCAGGGUUUCUGCAGAGCCAAUUCCACUGCCAACAGACCUCUAUGAACUGAGUGAAUUGGAAUACAGGCCAGUUAAGGUCAGAGGUCAUUUUGACCAUACCAAAGAGCUGCAUGUACUCCCACGUUCCCCGGUGGAUCCUGAGAAAGAAGCCAGGAAUGCUGGCCGACUCAUGUCUAAUGUAGAGAGCGGAGCCCACAUCAUCACUCCCUUUUAUUGCACUGACCUUGGGAUAACGAUUCUAGUCAACAGAGGAUUUGUUUCCAGAAAGAAUCUGAAUCCAGAGACCAGAUUAAAGGGACAGAUCCAAGGGGAAGUUGAACUCACCGGAUUAGUAAGGCUGUCGGAACCUCACAGACCCUUUGUGCCAGAAAACAACGUUGAACGGAACAAUUGGUUUUACCGUGACGUGGAUGCCAUGGCAGGAGUCACAGGAGCAGAACCCAUUUUUAUUGAUGCGGACUACAAAAGCACAGUUCCAGGGGGGCCAAUUGGGGGCCAAACCAGAGUGACUUUACGAAAUGAGCACCUGCAGUAUAUCCUUACUUGGUACUGCCUGUGUGCUGCCACUGCCUUCUUGUGGUACAAGAAGUUUAUUCAGAAGGUGUCUUUCUGAGUCUUGCAACUAUGCUGCAAGAAGAGCUUGGCUGGGGUGCGCCUUCUAAAAGCAGCGAUCUGGCCCAGGCCAUUGAAGAAUGGAGGAAUUCAAAGAUUACGUGGGACUUCUUGGUGGACUUCAGCGAACCGUGCCCAUCUCAGGAGUUGAUGGAGACCAGGCAGAGCUGCUCUUUAAGCAAGGUGAUCGUCACGCAUUCGGAGAAGCGUUGCUGGGAUCAGAAGCCAGAAUUUAAAAUCUGAUCCUUAAGUAAUGGGGAGUCUUAAAGGAGGAAA